AAUGAAGGCUGUAUUACUUAUCACUGCAGCUAUUGCAACUACUGCAUUUGCAUCAAAAAUAGUGACUAUUCCUUUUACUGCUACAGACCGCAAAAGCAUUCACGCUUCAGCCUGGAGAAGCAAGAAACUUAAUGAGCUUAUUGACGCUCCUCUAGAAAAUGUUGAUUUAGCUUAUCUUAUUGACAUUAAACUUGGUACACCUCCUCAACCAUUUACUCUGUUGUUGGAUACUGGCUCUUCAAGUACCUGGGUACCUGUCUAUGGAUGUGGUCGUUUUUGUGGUUAUCCUAUGAAUACAUUCAAUCCUUUAAAUUCUUCUAGUUUUUCUUCAUCCAACACCCUGUUUAAUAUUCGUUAUGGUGAAGGAUUCUCAAGAGGAUUUUAUGCUCAAGACACAAUGACAAUCACCGGUGUGUCUGUACCUCAAACAAACUUUGCCAUUUCUGACUACAAUGAUGGUGAAUUAACUGCUGAUGGUGCAGAUGGUAUUUUGGGUGUUGGUCCUGAUGCUCUUAGUGCAUUCAACAAUCCAGAUAGAAAUAUUGUACCAACAGUAGUAACAACAAUGCAUCAACAAAAAGUCAUUGAUCAUAAUGUCUUUUCCAUUUAUUUUCAACCUGUUAGCGAAGAUGGACUUUCUAGAGAAGAAAAGCGUAUCAAUGGUGAGAUUGUGUUUGGUGGUGUUGAAGAGCGGCACAUUGCUAGUAAUGUCAGCUAUGUUCCUAUCACUCAGAAAAAUGCAUUCGCUAGCUAUUGGGCUGUUGAUGUUGAUUCUAUCUCAGUUGGAAGUAACUUUACAAAAACAUAUGAACCAAAGAUUGCUGCUUUAGUCGACACAGGAUCGACACUAGUCUAUUUGCCAAGAGAAAUUAUGUCUAGCGUAUUUCAAGGCAUUCCAGGCCUACGUAGAGAUUUCUUGGGCCAGUUUAUUGUACCUUGUAAUACCACCCAUCUUCCAGAUAUCACUUUCACAAUGAACAAUGAAAACUUCACUAUUACACCCGAACACUAUGUAAUUACUUCUGGCGCUCUUGCCUACACACCUGAAUCGUGUUACACUUACCUUCAAGAAAGCCCUCCUUUUGUUGAUGCUAUUCUUGGUUAUGGUUUCCUUCAACAAUUUGUUUCUGUUUAUGAUAAUGAAAAUAAGCGUAUUGGGUUUGCUCAAAGAGCUUAAUAAAAUGACAGUUGUCGCGGGUAUUUAAUUUUUGAAGAAGUCCUUUUUACAUAUGACGUAUUUUGGUACAUCCUCUCGAUUGACUUUGACUUUCUCUUUUUUUUUCGUUUUUUUUUCUUUCAUACAUCAUGCUUUCA
Molecule: messenger RNA, 1314 nt
Organism: Gilbertella persicaria
Lineage: Eukaryota; Fungi; Mucoromycota; Mucoromycetes; Mucorales; Choanephoraceae
Product: aspartic peptidase domain-containing protein
Exons: 8
Biological process (GO): proteolysis
Molecular function (GO): aspartic-type endopeptidase activity
Source: RefSeq, a predicted model, not a curated record